AUGAUUCUCUUUAGAAGAAAAUGAGUUUCUGCUGUCUAUAUACCAUUCACAAACUUGAAAUUGGUUUAUUUUUGGAGAAAUUUCUACUAUGCCUGAUUGGGUCGUAAAUAUGCUCACGUCACCACCACAUAUACUCUAAAUAAAAAUUACUGGAAGAUUCUUACAUUUCGUAUGAGAGGCUGAAAUAAUCCCGCAUGGGAUAGGGAGAUUUUCAUCAGUGCAUAUUGAACAGCUAUUAUUGCAGUCAGUAUCUUUUGCUCGGCAGUAUGCAUUUGUGCAAUUAUUGACUAUUCAAGUUCCAAUUAUUGUUGAGCAUGAGAAGCAAAUACUAUUACAGCUAUAGACAGAGCUUGCGAUUAG
Molecule: messenger RNA, 360 nt
Organism: Blepharisma stoltei
Lineage: Eukaryota; Ciliophora; Heterotrichea; Heterotrichida; Blepharismidae
Source: the annotation of a GenBank genome assembly